Molecule: messenger RNA, 2132 nt
Organism: Xenopus laevis (African clawed frog)
Lineage: Eukaryota; Metazoa; Chordata; Amphibia; Anura; Pipidae
Gene: nceh1.L
Product: neutral cholesterol ester hydrolase 1 L homeolog
Exons: 5
Coding region: 242-1468 (408 amino acids)
Cellular component (GO): membrane; plasma membrane
Molecular function (GO): carboxylic ester hydrolase activity; acetylalkylglycerol acetylhydrolase activity; hydrolase activity
Source: RefSeq, a predicted model, not a curated record
CUCCUUGAACAAGGCCCGUCUUUGUAUAUGUUUAUACGUGAUACCAUUAGAGGGCGCUGCGGACAUUAUUGCUGUUAUGUGCGCUACCGGCUUUGCAAGGACAUGACACUAUUAAAGCGCUUGACUUCCUUCCUAGGCUCGACGUGAUUGGAUGAUGCGGCUUUAGCCUCUUCAAUGGAAUCAACAGCCUUGCAAUAACUUGGCCAUUGAGGAGUUUGUAUGAACAGAAGCCGGCGGCAUCAUGAGAGCGGCUCCUGCUGUGCUUACGGCACUGACUGCGCUUAGCGCCUAUUAUGUGUACUCUCCCCUGCCCAGCACCAUGUCAGAGCCCUGGAAGCUGAUGCUGCUGGAUGCCACCUUCAGAUGUGCGCAGGAUCUGAGCAAUUUGGUCCACUAUUUUGGUCUCAGUCAUCAUUUGAGAGUCCUGAAUUUUGUUUCUAACUAUUUCGACAAGUUGGAUCCUGUAUCUUCAGAGCAUUUAAAAGUCACAGAUACGGUGUUUGAUGGGGUUGAAGUCAGAAUCUUUGAACCUACAAAGGGUUUUAAUAAGAAAUUGAAAAAAGCCAUUGUAUAUAUCCAUGGUGGAGGAUGGGCCCUGGGAAGUGCAAGAACGAGGUCCUAUGAUAGCUUAUGUCGUAAAAUAUCUGAAGAUGUGAAUGCGGUCGUUGUUUCUGUUGAGUACAGACUGGUACCAGAUGUUCAUUUUCCUGAGCAAUUAAAUGAUGCAUUUGCUGCCGCCAAGUACUUUUUGCGCCCAGAAGUGCUUGCAGAAUAUUCUGUUGAUCCAUCGAGAAUCGCAGUGUCUGGUGACAGUGCUGGAGGAAACCUUGCGGCUGCAGUCUGUCAGCAGCUAGCUGGAGAUAGCAGUGUAAAAACCAAAGUGAAACUCCAAGCCUUCAUCUACCCUGUGCUGCAGGUGUUAGAUUUCAACACUCCCUCUUAUCAACAAAACAAGGACAUGCCAAUUCUUUCUCGCUUCGUCAUGAUAAAAUUUUGGCUCGACUACUUGAAUGGAAGCCACAGUUUUGCACAUUCAAUGCUCAUAAACAAUCACACAUCUCUUGACCUCAGCGAAACUGUAACCUUACGCGAGCUAUUGGACUGGAAUUCGUUAUUACCUCCAUCUCUCAAGAAAAAUUACAAGCCUGUUUUACAAAGCCGGGGCACCCACAAAAUAAUCAGUGAGGUGCCUGCAUUACUUGACUUGCGUGCAUCUCCACUGAUAGCCAAGAAGGUAUCACUUCAGCUCCUUCCUAAGACUUAUAUCUUAACCUGUGAGCAUGAUGUCUUAAGAGAUGAUGGGACCAUGUAUGCUAAACGCUUGGAGGAAGCUGGUGUUGAUGUUACCCAUGACCACUAUGAAGAUGGAUUCCACGGAUGUAUGCUGUUUGCCACAUGGCCUACUUACUUUUCAGUUGGAGCAAGGACAAGAGAUGGAUAUGUAAAGUGGCUCAAUGAGAAUCUGUAGAUAAUUUUAAGAUACCAGGCUACAGGGUACUUCAUGCAAAAUAUAAAGCAUCUGUAUAUGUUUUUGACUUACUCCCAACAUUGCUGGAAACAGUAUAUGAGAAUUCUCAUUUUGUUAGGUCACACUGGUUCUCAAUACAUCAGUCAUUAUGUCUCUCUCACACAGCUUCUACUCCAUUAAACAGUGCAAUCAACUAUUUCUUCUUUCUGCAGGCACCAGAGGAUUAUGAAGAAUAAAUCAUACAAAUUCCAAUACAUAAUCCAAUAGCAUCUGCUAUUAAGGAUAUAUGUGGUAUAUAGUGCAUCACAAGAUACACAGUGUUACUUUCUAGAAUUUUCGAGCUUUAUGGUUUAUUAUUUGUCUUUUAUUCUGUGAAAUUGGGUAAAUACUACCUAGGUAUUUUAUUAAACUAACAUAGGAGCUACCUUGCACUAGCCUGCUUUUAUACACUACUGUCUUACAGUAGAAGGAAAUGAAGCUGGAUAUGGUUUGUCUUAUUCCAGUGAUAUAUAUUUAAUCUGUUCUUCUAUGCAGAUCCACUGUCCUACUCUAUGCUCUUGCCACUAGGUCAGAUUCAGAGAGUUGUUUGUCUAAACAGAUAUAUAGGGUGUAGGUAUUGUUCUAGAGCAGGGAUCCCUAACUUUUUUUUUACCCAUGAGCCACA